AUGAGACUUGUCUGGUGGCUUCUUUUCUUCUGUUGGUUCUUGCAUGCUGUUUCUGCACUCACCUCUGAUGGGGUGACUCUCUUGUCACUCUUGAAGCACUGGACAUUCGUGCCUCCUUCCAUUAACUCCACCUGGGUUGCAUCUGAUUCAACUCCAUGCUCAUGGGUUGGAGUUCAAUGUGACCAUCAUGCCCACCAUGUGGUUUACCUUAACCUCACUGGUUAUGAGGUUGCUGGUCAAUUAGGACCUGAAAUUGGAAAUUUUAGUCGCCUGGAGUACUUGGAUCUUACUAAUAAUAGCCUCAGUGGCCAAAUACCUGUAACCUUGAAUAACUUGCACAAACUCAAGUUUAUCAGCCUCGGUGGUAAUCUACUCACUGGUGAAAUUCCAGAUUCCUUCACUCAAAUCCCUCAACUACAAUUUGCUGAUCUGUCUUAUAACAGUCUAAGUGGUUCCAUCCCCACAAGUAUUGUGAACAUGACUGGGCUCUUGCAGUUGUAUCUUCAGAGUAACCUUUUGUCUGGGACAAUUCCCUCAUCCAUUGGGAACUGCAGUAAAUUACAAGAGUUGUUUUUUGAUGGAAAUCAGUUGCAGGGUAUCCUUCCUGAGAGUCUAAACAAUCUUAAAGAUCUUGUUUAUUUUGAUGUCAGCCGCAAUAGUCUUAGGGGUACCAUUCCAUUGGGUUCUGGCGGUUGUAAAAAUUUACAAUUUUUGGAUCUCUCAUACAAUGUGUUUAGUGGAGGCAUUCCUUCAGGCUUGGGGAAUUGUAGUGGUUUAUCACAAGUUGCUGCUGUGAACUCUAACUUAGUUGGAAGUAUUCCAUCCUCCUUUGGUCUACUCACCGAGCUUUCUAUUCUAUACCUUCCUGAGAACCAUUUAUCAGGAAAAAUUCCUCCAGAACUUGGUAACUGCAAGUCUUUGAAUGAGUUACACUUGUAUUCCAAUCGACUCGAGGGAAAGAUUCCAAGUGAACUGGGAAAACUGAGUGAACUACAGGACCUUGAAUUGUUUUCAAAUCAAUUGACAGGUGAAAUUCCACUCAGCAUCUGGAAGAUUCAAGGUCUCGAGCAUCUCCUUGUAUAUAAUAAUAGCCUAUUUGGAGAAUUGCCUCUGGAGAUGACAGAGCUCAAACAACUGAAAAAUAUCUCAUUGUUUAACAACCAGUUCUCUGGAGUAAUACCUCAAAGCUUGGGGAUUAAUAGCAGUUUAGUACAGUUGGACUUUACAAAUAAUAAGUUCACUGGUAACAUCCCCACAAAUCUUUGUUUUGGCAACAAGUUAAGCAUACUGAAUAUGGGCAUCAAUCAACUUCAAGGUAGCAUACCUCCUGAUGUUGGAAGCUGUACAACUCUUAGAAGGGUGAUUCUUAAACAAAAUACUCUUACUGGACCUCUUCCUGAUUUUGACAGCAAUCCGAAUCUCACUUUCAUGGAUAUCAGCAACAACAAAAUCAAUGGAGCAAUUCCCUCAAGUUUGGGAAACUGCAGAAAUCUCACUGACUUAAUUUUGUCCAAUAACAAAUUUACAGGGUUUAUACCCUCGGAGCUAGGAAACCUUGUGAAUCUUCGGACUUUGAAUCUUGCUCACAACAACUUAGAAGGUCCUUUGCCAUCUCAGCUGUCAAACUGUACCAAAAUGGACAAGUUUGUUGUGGGAUUUAAUUUCCUAAAUGGUUCACUGCCAUCAAGUCUGCGGAGCUGGACAGUGCUAAACACAUUAAUUUUAAGUGAGAAUCAUUUUAGUGGGGGCAUCCCUUCUUUCUUGUUGGAGUUUAAAAAGCUUUCUGAAUUACAACUUGGUGGAAAUAUGUUUGGAGGCAGAAUUCCUGGAUCAGUUGGAGCAUUGCAGAAUUUGAUCUAUGGGUUGAAUCUAAGUUCCAAUGGGCUGAUAGGUGACCUUCCUGUAGAGAUUGCAAACCUGAAAAAAUUGCAAACACUGGAUCUAUCUCAGAACAAUUUGACAGGAAGCAUACAAGUUCUUGAUGAACUCCCUUCAUUAGUUGAAGUCAAUAUUUCAUACAAUUCUUUUCAUGGUCCUGUACCACAGAUGCUAAUGAAGUUGCUUGAUUCUCCCUUGUCAUCAUUUUUGGGUAAUCCUGGCCUGUGUAUCAGUUGUUCACCAUCAGAUGCGGUUUGCCCUCAAAGCAGCUAUCUGAAACCGUGUGAUAACGAAUCAACUAAUCGGAGGCGCCUGAGUAAGGUUGAAAUUGUGAUUAUAGCACUGGGAUCCUCAAUAUUUGUUGUUUUGCUGUUGCUGGGAUUAGUUUAUGUUUUUGUUUUUGGCAAAAAAUUUAAGCAGGAAGCCCAAAUCUCUGCUAACGAGGGUCCUUCAUCCCUUCUUAACAAAGUCAUGGAGGCUACAGCAAACCUAAAUGAUCAGUUUAUCAUUGGCAGAGGAGCACAUGGAGUUGUUUAUAAAGCACUGAUAGGUCCAGACAAAGCUUUUGCUGUAAAGAAGCUUGGAUUUGCUGCUAGCAAAGGUAAGAACUUGAGCAUGGUCAGAGAAAUUCAAACCCUUGGACAAAUUAGGCAUAGAAAUCUGGUCAAAUUGGAAGACUUUUGGUUGAGAAAAGAUUAUGGUCUGAUUUUGUACAGCUACAUGCCAAAUGGAAGCCUUCAUGAUGUUUUGCAUGAAAAGAAUCCACCAUCAUCCUUAGAGUGGAAUGUCCGGUAUAAGAUAGCUGUUGGAAUUGCUCAUGGAUUGUCUUAUCUGCAUUAUGACUGUGAUCCUCCCAUAGUCCACCGAGACAUCAAACCAAACAAUAUACUUCUUGACUCUGAUAUGGAGCCUCACAUUGCUGACUUUGGUAUUGCCAAACUUUUGGAUCAGUCUUCUACUUCAAAUCCUUCCAUAUCUGUGCCGGGUACAAUUGGUUACAUUGCACCAGAGAAUGCUUAUGCAACAAGAAGUGGUAGGGAGUCUGAUGUGUACAGUUACGGUGUAGUUUUGCUUGAGCUGAUAACUAGAAAGAAGCCACUAGACCCCUCAUUUAUGGAGGGCACUGAUGUAGUUGGUUGGGUUAGAUCUGUGUGGGGGGAAACGGGUGAUAUCUACCAAAUUGUUGAUUCAAACCUUGCUGAGGAAUUUCUAGAUACCCAUAUAAUGGAAAAAGUUACACAAGUGCUUAUGGUGGCUUUGAGAUGUGCUGAGAAGGAUCCACACAAGAGACCCACUAUGAGAGAUGUUACCCACCAAUUAUCACAUGCUACUGCUAGUACUAAUUCACGGACAACAAAUAGUAGAAAACGCUAGUUUUUUUAAAAGAUUUCUUGCUUGUAUAUUUGAUCAGGAAUGUAUGCAUUUCGCUUCUA
This is a messenger RNA of Gastrolobium bilobum, 3311 nucleotides long. Its product is annotated as receptor-like protein kinase. NCBI's taxonomy places the organism in Eukaryota, Viridiplantae, Streptophyta, Magnoliopsida, Fabales, Fabaceae. The transcript has 2 exons. Gene Ontology annotation, biological process: protein phosphorylation. Gene Ontology annotation, molecular function: receptor serine/threonine kinase binding; ATP binding; protein kinase activity. The coding region runs from base 1 to 3252 and encodes 1083 amino acids. The record is from RefSeq and is a predicted model, not a curated record.